Messenger RNA from Dioscorea cayenensis subsp. rotundata (Guinea yam), 1859 nucleotides. Its product is annotated as UDP-glucuronate 4-epimerase 6-like. The record is from RefSeq and is a predicted model, not a curated record. The transcript has a single exon. Lineage: Eukaryota; Viridiplantae; Streptophyta; Magnoliopsida; Dioscoreales; Dioscoreaceae. The coding region runs from base 94 to 1485 and encodes 463 amino acids.
CCCCACUCUCCACACUCUCUAAUCUCUAUAUACUCCCACCACCACCUCUUGAGCUUCUCCAAUCUCACCAUCUCUUCACCAUCUUCUCCAUCAAUGGCUUCUCCACCAGACACAAGCAAAACAACCAAACUAGAACGCUACAACAGCUAUCUCCGCCGCAUCAACACUGCUCGUCUUCUCACUCUCUCCUCCCAACUCCUUUUCCGCACCACUAUCUUAGCUGCUCUUCUUCUCAUCCUCCUCUUCACUCUCCACCACCCUCCUCUCUCCUCCUUCUCCUUCUCCUCUUCUCCUCCUCAUUCUCACCGUUCUCUCCUCUCCUCCUCCUCCUCCUCCUCCACCUCUUCCUCUCUUUCCUCCCAUUCAUUCCAACGCCAAGUCCUCCACUCCGCCACUCCUCGCAACCCCACCGGCCUAUCCGUCCUCGUCACCGGCGCCGCCGGCUUCGUCGGCUCCCACUGUUCCCUCGCCUUAAAAAAACGCGGCGACGGCGUUCUCGGUCUCGACAACUUCAACUCUUACUACGACCCAUCUCUCAAACGCUCCCGCCAAUCUCUCCUCUCCAAACACUCCAUCUUCAUCGUCGACGGCGACAUCAACGACUCCUCUCUCCUCAAAACCCUCUUCGACCUCACUCCAUUCACUCACAUCCUCCAUCUCGCCGCCCAAGCCGGCGUUCGCUACGCCAUGCGCAACCCUCAGUCCUACAUCUCCUCCAACAUCGCCGGCUUCGUUUCUCUUCUCGAAGUCGCCGCUAAGUCCGCUGACCCUCAACCUUCCAUUGUUUGGGCUUCUUCUUCCUCUGUUUACGGUCUCAACGUUGAAAACCCCUUCUCUGAACUCCACCGCACUGAUCGUCCUGCUUCUCUCUACGCCGCCACCAAAAAAGCCGGCGAGGAAAUUGCCCACACUUACAACCAUAUCUACGGUCUCUCCAUCACCGGCCUUCGUUUCUUCACCGUUUAUGGUCCUUGGGGUCGUCCUGACAUGGCUUACUUCUUCUUCACUAAAUCCAUCCUCUCCGGUAAACCCAUCACCGUUUUCAAAACACAGGACGGCGCCGGCGAGGUUGCUCGUGAUUUCACCUACAUCGAUGACGUCGUAAAAGGAUGUCUUGGCGCGCUUGACACGGCGGAGAAGAGCACUGGGAGUGGUGGAAAGAAGAAAGGACAAGCUCAACUGAGGAUCUACAACCUCGGAAACACCUCGCCGGUGCCGGUGGGGAAGUUGGUCGGAAUACUUGAAGGGUUACUGGGAGUGAAAGCGAAAAAGAAUGUGGUGAAGAUGCCGAGCAAUGGUGAUGUUCCAUAUACCCAUGCGAAUGUGAGCUUGGCCGAGCAUGACUUUGGUUACCGGCCGACCACCGACCUCGCCGCCGGCCUGAGAAAGUUCGUCAAGUGGUACGUCCAGUAUUAUGGGAUCAAGAACAAGGUUCAUGGUGGUGUCGGUGGUGGUAUAGAUGUUAGUGAGGUUGCAUCGGUUUAGAUGCAAUGGGCUUAGAUGCCUUCCACGUGUCUCUUUCUCUCUCAAGUUGUGUAUUAUUAUUAUUACUACUUUAAAUUGUAAGAAAAAAAUUAAUAUAUAUAUAGGGAAUAAAAAUGGGAUAAGAUGGUAGGAUGAGAAUAAGAAAAGGGGAAUAGGUUUUGGGGAGGGGGGGAAUACCAAGAUUGAAUCAAAAUGAUGUCUUGGUUCUUGUUUUUUUUGUUUUUUUUGUUUUUUUUAAAUGUAUUUUUUUUUUAAUUAUUUUUUUGUUGUGGUGUUGUAUGUUGAGUAGUUGGGUGUGGAGGGACAAUGUGUAUGUAGAGAUCUUUAAUUUCUUGAUGCCUUGUGGAAUUGUUAAUAGAGAAAGUAUUUUUAUC